Molecule: messenger RNA, 726 nt
Organism: Dictyostelium discoideum AX4
Lineage: Eukaryota; Evosea; Eumycetozoa; Dictyosteliales; Dictyosteliaceae
Exons: 2
Coding region: 1-726 (241 amino acids)
Source: RefSeq, a predicted model, not a curated record
AUGAGUACACAAGUUUGUGUGACAAGAUUAAAGAAAGAAUUAUUAGCAUUAUCAAAGAAUGAGGAUAUAAAGGAUAUAUUUAUAGCGAAACCUUCGAUUAGCAAUAUUUUGGAGUGGCAUUAUGUCAUUUAUGGUCCACCAGACACACCAUAUCAUGGUGGAUAUUACCAUGGUCAAAUUAUAUUCCCAGUAGAAUAUCCAUACAAACCACCUUCAAUUCUAAUGACUACUCCAUCAGGUAGAUUCGUUUGUAAUUCAAGGAUUUGCACUUCAAUGUCUGAUUUUCACCCUGAUACUUGGUCACCCUUUUGGUCCAAUUGCACAAUUAUUUUAGGUUUAAUUUCAUUCAUGACUGAAGAUGAAAAUGGGUUUGGGUCAAUAGUUAAAUCAAAAGAAACUAGAAAACAACUUGCAUCCCAAUCGAUGGCAUUCAAUUUAAAGAAUCCAGUUUUUGUAAAACUCUUUCCUGAACUAAUUUCAGAUUAUAAAAAAAAAGGUACAUUUUAUUCCUCCUCCUCAACUCCAUCCUCUACACCACCUCCCUCUUCUACUCCAUCCUCAUCUUCAUCAUCUUCGAAUAUUUCAAAAAGAAAUGUUCCAAUUCCAACUACAAAAACAACUCCUCAAGAUACAAACAAGAAAAAAGAACAAAAAAACAAUAAUAUACCUUAUAUAAUUCUAUUUAUAGCAUUAAUAAUAAUACUUUUAUAUUUAUUUUUAAAAUAA